Cryptomeria japonica (Japanese cedar) is the source of this 1651-nucleotide messenger RNA. RefSeq lists its product as uncharacterized. Bases 575 to 1405 code for a protein of 276 amino acids. The record is from RefSeq and is a predicted model, not a curated record. The transcript has 2 exons. NCBI's taxonomy places the organism in Eukaryota, Viridiplantae, Streptophyta, Pinopsida, Cupressales, Cupressaceae.
CGUAAUAUUUUUCUUUUUCUCUUGUUUCAACUCUUUCAGUACGCGGGCUACACACGCAAGUGACGCGCAUUUAAAUUUGAGUAAUGAACUCUAAAUAUGAAAAAACCAAUACCUAGAUUCCAGGGUCUUUGAAAAUUCCAUUAUACGUCCUUUUAAACAUCACCUCAUGGUGGGCUCGUUAGUCGAAUGUUGAGGGGAGCUAUCACAUUCUGGGCCAAUUUCUCCACUGGUAUUCAUCUUAAUCUCCAUAAACGAACUUUACUCGAUAAUGUAUUGAGGACAGCUCACGAGUUAACGAUUCAUGGCAUGAAAGACAAGUGAGUCGAUGCUUCCUCCUAACUACCCAUAAAUCUAUCAGCUUAUUAUGAAGUCGAUAUAAAGGAGUAGCUGAAGAUAGUUUAAUCAUUUCAAUGCAAAUGAUAGUUUAGUUUUCUUAUGUUGGAGGAGUUCAAAACAUUAAGUAAUUGGAGUUGGGUAGGGAGGCAUUUGUGAUUUACAGUGGUAUUUUGUAGUGGGUUGUGAAGUGGGAGUGUUAACAGCCAUCUUCUUUGGGGGAUUUGAGAACUUUAUACUAAUGACGGGCAUACCAGUAACAGUUUCUCUUGUUGCAAUAAUGGUUCUCCUUCACCUCUUUCCACAGUUUGUUGUUGAUUCCUGCACAGAGACUAAGGAUUUUGAUCCAAAACAAUGGUUCCUCUCCAUAUUUCAUUAUGCGAGCAAGGAGCAAUUUGCAUACCAAUUUUUUUCUCUCCUAUGCAAGGGUACACUGUUGGAGAGGUCCGUAGGAAGCAAAAGGUUUGCGUCAGGCCUCCUUACUUUAUUUCUUAUCAAUGAGGGAAUGAAAGUCAUGGCAGUGAAAGGUUGGCAACUAUGGGGUGCAGCAAUCAUAUAUUCUUCAAUCUGCCAUGGUCAAUCGUGGAAAAUUCUUUUUGGCAUGUAUGGAUUUAUUCUAUGUGCUUACCAAAACUGGAAAGCAUUGGUUAUAGCGGCAACUUUUGCAGCAGAGCUGACAUUCGUAUAUUUCUUUUACCCUGUGAUACCUAUGUCUAGUCCUGUUUGUGGCACCCUUGAAGGUUUGUUAUGCUCUUAUGCACCUCAGUUAGCCAUUUAUUGUUGGAAAAUGGCUCAUAACUGUGUGACACAUCCUUUGCCAAUGAUGCAUGAGAACCUUGACCCAAGAGUUUGGAAUUGUCAAUCCUGCAAUUCUGAAAAUGGAGUGUAUCUAGCUGCUUGUGAGAGAUGUGAGGCACCUCGUGGGCAUAUUGCUUAUUCAAAUUCUGUUGUAGAUGAUCAACAAAACAGGGUGACCUUUGACAUAACGGAGCGGGUUUGGAUUUGCAGGUGUUGCUCAUCUCAGAAUGGAGUGUAUGUUCCUGUUUGUGAAACUUGUUGGACAACACGCUGAUGCACCACUGAAUAUGGAAUUAAAUCUGAUGUUAGUAUUGUUUGAAACUGCCCUGUUUUUGUGAGAAAGAGGAAAUAAAUGUUGUCUACUAGCUCUUUUAGAUCUUAGAGAGUUAAAUUAGAAAUCUUUUUCGUUGCUGAUGCCUUUUGGCGUUAUAUAGGAAUGCAUUUGGUUAGAUUGAAGGUUAGAGCAUUAUGUAAAUUCUUAUUACAGAAAUAAAGGAUAUUUUGUGUGUUUUCUGUUUUA